Molecule: messenger RNA, 2189 nt
Organism: Magallana angulata
Lineage: Eukaryota; Metazoa; Mollusca; Bivalvia; Ostreida; Ostreidae
Product: baculoviral IAP repeat-containing protein 7-B-like
Exons: 2
Coding region: 1-327 (108 amino acids)
Source: RefSeq, a predicted model, not a curated record
AUGUCUUUCAUUUUGUCUUUUCUUUUAUUAGUAAUAGAUCUCAGUGAAGAUCUCAAGGCUCCUCUUCAUGUUAAUCACACAAGAAGUAAAACAGUGACCCUUGACCCCCAGAGAGAACAAGGUCAAAGGGGUCAAGACUGGGUGAAGUUGGAGAACCAGCGGCUGUGGGAGGAGAGGCGGUGUAAGAUCUGUGGGGGCGGGGAGACGGCUGUUCUGUUUGACCCCUGCGGACACAUGUGUGCCUGCGUGGACUGCUCGGCGGUCCAGAGACACUGCCCCCUGUGUAGUCAGUUCAUCAGUCACCACCACCGGGUUUUCAGGGCCUAGUCACCCAUCAUCCAGCUCAGAGUAAUAUAGGUCAUGACACCAUUGUCCAGUUCAGAGUAACAAAAGGUCAUGACACUAUCAUCCACCACAGAGUUAUAUAGGUCAUGGCACUAUCAUCCACCAAAGAGUAAUAUAGGUCAUGGCACUAUCAUCCACUACAAAGUAAUAUACCAGUAGGUCAUGACACCAUCAUCCAGCAAAGAGUAACAGAAGUCAUGAAAUUAUCAUUCAGCAUAGAGUAAUAUAGGUCAUGACGAUGUCAUUAAGUACAGAGUUAUAUAGGUCAUGACGCCAUCUUCAACAAGGUCAUACUCAAGGUCAUUUGAAACUUACACAGCAUCAUGCAUGCACUGGUUGCCAGAAUGUCAUGUCAUCAUUUUGCUCAGUUAGGUAUAAUAUAUAAAGAUAAAUAUGUCAGUUAAAGAAGUCAUAAUAACUUCAGGUACAUAGUUUAUGAUAAUAUAAAAACAUUGACAUGAACAGAUUUUCCAUGUGUUAUACAUAUUUUACGUGUACGGAGGACAAAAAUUAUGAUGUAAAUCAUGAAUUACUAUAUAUAUCAUCUUCAACGGAUGUAAAACCAUUAUUGAAUCAUCCAUUUUUAAGUAUAUAAAGUUCGUGAAUGUCUGUAUCAUCCAGUAUUGGAUGUUAAACUAAAGCAAGGAAUUACUGGUAGCCAACUGUACAUAUGGAAAUGAAAUCAAUGAAAGGAAAAAUGUCCAAGAUGUCUUCAUUAACAUGUUAUCGUUUUUCACUCGGAAAAAUUAACAGAAACGAAAACCGGUUUCUUACGCAAAUUUAUUAUGAGAAUUGUUUACAUCCUUUCUCCAUUCGGAAGUCACUCGGAAUACCUCGCACAAUUUUUCAACGUUAUCAUCCGGGUACCUUCAUCUCUCUUUCGCAAUGCAAAUUCAAAGGGGGAAAUCUUUGGAUUUUUUUAUACUAUUGAAUGAACAUCGUUUAAAACAAGAGGUAUAUAUAAAUAUAGAACAAUUUAAGAAAAUGGUCGGCAUAAACAUCUUGGGACAAAUAUAAAAUAUAACAUUAAUUUUAUGUUCAGUUGUUGUUCAAACGUUGAUUUUAAAAAAAAAGCUUUAUAUUAAGUGUAAAAAUCCUUGUUUAAAUUUACCAAGGCACGCAUUAACCCUUAUGCUUAAUUUACUGAGAAUUUGCCGGCAAUUUCUUUUUUUUUUGGCCUAAAUAUCUGUGAAAAUAUUUGUGAAUUGUUAUUAUUUUGCCAUGUACAUGUACUUGUAUUUCAUAGAAAUUUUAUUUAUAUAGUUAUGCUGAAAUAAAGAGAAUGCUUCGAUGUAUUAUAAUUCAGUUUUCUUGUUUAAUUGCUUGAAUUAACUGCCUGUUUAUUUGUAAAAUGUCUGUCACAUUCGAUACGCAUGGACAUAAUUUUACAGAUGGACAUAUUCGAGGAUGGGAUAAAAAGUUAAACGUUAUUCCAAAUAUAUAUAAUUUUACUAGAUUUUUUGUUUGCAUUCAAUCGAGAAAUUUCCUCAAGCGCCUCGUUAUCGCGAGUAUUUCUUGCCGCAAAACAGUGAUCAAUUGUCUCUUGCAUUUUCUUUUUCAUAAAAUCUACGUCUUGAUCACCGCGGGCAAGUUUACUCCCGCAAAAUCAAGUCUUCGAGAAUAAAAGUUGAUGAACAGAAAUCUUCUUCCCUGCCUACUUGUUUGGUCACGAUUUUGAUCAAAUUCUAUUUUUCUGUUUUUAUUGUUUACAAUGCUUUAUGAAUGCAUUUCUUAUGAUGAAAUAAAAUUUGAGAGUCAUGCAGUCGUAGAGUUUUAUAAGCAAGAUACAGAACUCACAAUUCUUUGUCAUGUAAACAAGACUCGUGCUCUGUUUUUGUUUACAU